AUGGCGGACCAGGCGAAGAGCAUCUCCUUCGGCAGCAGGGUCGGCAUUGCGUCGACGACCCUGAAAGCUAUGACGGCCGCAUCUGCUCGACUAUGGACUUCGCCGUUCAAGGGCCAGCAAGGCGCACACAAUUACUUCAAAGAUGUCAUCUUCACCAUGAUGCGCACCCAGCUGGGUAACCUCGACCUCGAGCAGGAGAUGUACACGCGCGUUCCGACGACUGAAACCUACCUCAACUUCUGCAAGGAUAACGGCAUAGCACCCGAGAGCGUUACGCUGUCAAGCGGCACACAGGCGCACUGGUUGGGAAACAAGAACGCGAAGAGGGUCCUCCUCUGGUUCCAUGGUGGUGGUUACGUGGUGGCUGCCACACCCGGCCACUUCCAGUACCUCGUAGACAUGAAAGACACGCUCAACGCACAAGGCUCCGACACAGCCGUCCUCUUCCUAGCCUACGGCCUCGCUCCCGAGAACAUAUACCCCACUCAAUUGACACAAGCUGUUGAAGUCCUCAGAUAUCUCGUCCAAACGACCGGUCGCAUCCCCUCGGAUAUCAGCAUAGGCGGCGACUCGGCAGGCGGAAACCUAUGUCUUGGGCUUUUGUCACAUCUUGCGCACCCUCAUCCUGAGAUCCCGGCACUACACCUACCCACAAAAUUGCACGCCGCAUUGCUUCUUUCGCCAUGGUGUUCAUUCAACACACAUACACGCGCUUACGAAACAAACGCGGAGAAGGACUGCUUCGAUCGGAGAGCACUCGAGCGCUGGUCAUCCGCCUUCCUAGGUAACGACUCGCCCUUCGCGGGUGACUUCUACAGCGAGCCCGUCACUGCGCCAUCAUCUUGGUGGGAAGGCACGGCGUCUGUUAUUGGCGAGGUAUUGGUCUGGGCCGGCGGGAAUGAGAUUCUGCUCGAUGGUAUCGAGGAAUGGGCGAAGCGGUUCACGAAGAGCUUUGGCAAGCACGGUGGUCGCGUAAAUGUAGUCGUCACGCCAAAGGCUGCACAUAUGGAGCCUCUUCUCGAGCUUCUGCUGGGUUACAAGGGCGACAGUGGGACGGGCAGCGCGAAAGUGGUCAAAGACUGGGCGAGGGCAAAGCUGUGA
Messenger RNA from Didymosphaeria variabile, 1101 nucleotides. RefSeq lists its product as uncharacterized. Bases 1 to 1101 code for a protein of 366 amino acids. NCBI's taxonomy places the organism in Eukaryota, Fungi, Ascomycota, Dothideomycetes, Pleosporales, Didymosphaeriaceae. The transcript has 3 exons. The record is from RefSeq and is a predicted model, not a curated record. Gene Ontology annotation, molecular function: hydrolase activity.